This is a messenger RNA of Topomyia yanbarensis, 2580 nucleotides long. Its product is annotated as dynein intermediate chain 2, ciliary. The transcript has 10 exons. Gene Ontology annotation, cellular component: outer dynein arm. The coding region runs from base 378 to 2507 and encodes 709 amino acids. Lineage: Eukaryota; Metazoa; Arthropoda; Insecta; Diptera; Culicidae. Gene Ontology annotation, molecular function: dynein heavy chain binding; dynein light chain binding. The record is from RefSeq and is a predicted model, not a curated record. Gene Ontology annotation, biological process: outer dynein arm assembly; cilium movement.
AGUCUUGUUUAUUUUGUUAUUUGCCGUUGCGAAAAAAAUCGAUUAAAAUUUUCUAAAUUUAUGGAGACAGACAGACAACUCCUGGAAUAUUUAAUAUUUACCAUCAAGUUGGGAAUAAGUAAACGAAAAUACUCUUCGAGCUCAACGAUCUCACGUGAUUAGUGUCCAAAAACUGACCCUGAGAAUUGGUGGAAGUAUCGCGUAAAGUAUAGUUUUAUCUUUUUGCUUUUGGGAUUUCAGUGUGCAGCCUUGUAACCGUCGUGCUUAAAAAUAUUAAUUAUUGAAUAAAUAAAGUGAGUCUGUGUGUGCAGAACGGUGUGGAUUCCGACGUAGCGACUUGAAUUAACACAAACAGCAGCAGGCUCAUCAGGACCAGGAUGCCAUUGAAGCAAGCUCAAAGGAGGGCCUCGCAUCGUACUCCCUCGAUGCAAAAGCUGGGCAAAGGAGAACCCGUCGACAACGAGGAGUUCGAGGCAUGGGUCAAGGCAAAGCAGCUGUUGAAACCGGACGAUCAACUGGAACUCACCGAAGCCGAACUUGGCGAGGAAAUUCCUAAGCUUCUGUCCACAGAGAACCGACAUCUUCCGCGGAAUUUGGUCAUCUUCAAUUUCCACGAUGGAGCCUAUGUUCCCGUUCCUCCACCGGAGAAUACUGUAACUCUGUUGGAGUUUGAGGGAACAGCUUUGCAUAAGGAGGCACCCGAAGCAAAGGAACAAAUCGCCCGGAAAGGAAGUGAUGAACUGAACGUCACCUUAGACAAACCGGCCGAAGCAAUUUCGGAAGAGGAGAAAGCUUUAACGCCCAAGUCUGAGACACCGGACGGCGAUGAAACUGAACGGGACGAAGAUGAAGCCGAAGCUGAAGCGGAAGCACAGGAUCAGGAGGAAGAAGUACAAGCUGCUCCUGAAGAGGAAGCACCGAAAAAGAAACUGACCAAUCAGUUCAAUUUUUGCGAGCGUGCUGCACUGACUAUUGCUAAUCCGUCGAGGGCCGUCGAUACUCAAACCAUUCCCCCACCGCGUUCCUCGUUCGGCGCGAGCGUCCUACAGUGGGUGAUUUACGACUCGUAUGCCGAGGACUACGCUCAGCAGCAGCGCGAGAAGGAACGGGAAAAGGAAAAGAAGCCAACACUGCACAAGCGGGACGAAAAGUCGCGCAAGGACGACAAGGCCAAGCAAACGGAGGAGUUUAAUAAGCGCUAUUUGCAGGCAUGCCAAAUCAUCGAGCGGAUGGUUAAUCAAAACAUUUACGAUGAAAUCGCGCGGGACUAUCGCUACUGGGAGGAUCCGUCGGAUGAGUUUCGCGAGGAGGAAGGUACUCUGCUACCACUGUGGAAGUUUUCCUACGAGAAGACCAAGAAGAUGUGCGUCACAGAUUUGUGCUUCAACACGCUCUACUACGACCUGUUUGCCGUCUGCUUUGGAACAUUGGAUUUCAUGAAACAAGGCAACGAGGGAGCUGUCUGCUUAUUCACAAUAAAAAACCCAUCAUUUCCCGACUACAGAAUAACGACCGAGAGCGGGGCGAUGUGCUGCGAUAUCCAUCCCAAGUACCCGUACUUGAUAGCCAUUGGGUUGUAUGAUGGGAACGUGAUUGUAUACAAUCUCCAGGUCGGCACCAAGGAGCCCGUGUACAUGUCCCACGGCGUCAACGGGAAGCACUCGGAAUGCGUCUGGGAACUCAAGUGGGGACCAGACAUGCAGGACGGAGAGAUCAAUUUCUAUUCGGUUUCCGGUGACGGGCGCGUAUUCAAUUGGGUUUUGAUGCAGAACAAGCUUGCGAUUACCACGAUAAUAUCCUUGUUUCUGGAUAUCGAACAGGUCGGUGGACCGGAUGGAAGCAGUCUGAAGCUGAAGGGAUGUGGCAUGUGUAUGGUUUUUCAUCCGAACAACUCGGAGAUUUUCCUAGUUGGUACAGAGGAGGGAUACAUUUUCAAGUGCAGUACGGCGUACAGUUCCAAAUAUCUGAUGACCUAUUACGCACAUUAUCUGUCGGUGCACCGGAUGGACUAUAACAAGUUCAAUUCAAACAUUUUCGCAUCCUGCAGCGGUGACUGGCGGGUCAAAAUAUGGGAGGACAUGAGACCCGAACCGUUGUUCAUUUUCGACCUGGGUGCCUCGGUGGGUGAUGUCAAGUGGGCACCGUACUCGAGUACCGUGUUCGCCGCGGUUACCACCGAGGGGAAGGUGUUCGUGUUCGAUUUGAACGUUAACAAGUACAAGGCGAUCUGCAUCCAAGCCGUCGUUUCCAAGCGGAAGAAUAAAUUGUCCCGGCUGGCGUUCAACCAUAAGCUACCGUUUAUCAUUGUCGGAGAUGAUAAGGGUACAACAAUAACGCUGAAGCUGUCGCCAAAUUUGCGUCUCAAAACAAAGGCACCGAAAAAGGCCGUUCCAGUGGAUCCCCACAUGUUGGAGGUGCAGAAGCUAGACCGCCUCCUGUCACUGGUACGAGAACUUCCCGAGGGAGAAAUGGUGAAGGAAACGGUUUCUACUGUGGCUUCAAACUAAGUGAUCUCAGCAAGACAGUAGGAAUGGUGAUGGUUUUAGCAAACAGAAACAAAUGGAUAUUUAGUCGUUUGUA